AUCAGCGCGGUGACAUACGGAUGCCCGCUUGGCCACACCGAUCCCCGCUCCGCGCCGCGGCCGGGAGUGUUAUUAUGGACGCGGCAGCAGGGAAACGCAGCGAGCCAUGAACCGCUGCAAGGUGACGCGUCCUCCGAUUCCGAGCCAAACUUCAACCUAGACUAGACAUGCCUACGGUAUUCGUCGCCGUCUGAAGCCCUGCUGCUGCUGCUGCUGCUGCCAAAACUGCGGCGGAUCCCCCGGAUCCGGGACCAAAUCUUGCAGCAGUGAUACCAACAACCACGGCGGCCGGGGAGCGAGGAGGGGAGCGAGGAGAGGGGAGCGAGGGGAGCCAGCCACUCCGGCGGGGAACGUCGCUCGGUCGGCCGGCCGGCCGUUGGUCCUGACACCGGCCUCCUCCGAGAGAGAGCUCCAGCCGGAUGGGGGGGUGUGUGUGGUCAGUGAGGCAUCCUGGGAAGCAGAGCAACAUGUCGGCAUGACAGCUGAGUAUCCAGGUGAGAAGAGCUCUGCCUUUUUUUAGAGAUGUGAGCUCCAGUUACAGACGCAGCAGUUCUCCAUACCACACAUCCACCUCAACAACCAGCCAUUCAAAUGCUCACGGACAAUAAAGGGGCCAAUCAUGGCAAGCAGGUCAGCAGCAGCGACAGCCGGUCCCAGAUCCCCAGCAUCCCCCAGCAGCCCCAGCAGCAGGGAGCUGCGGCCCACCUGGGCCCCAAGGGUCCCGGCGGCCACGCCGUCAAGACCAACCAGAUCUCCCUGGGCAGCGCCGGGCUGAAGGCCGCGGGCCAGGCGGCCAGCGGCGUCGGGGGGAUGCUGAAAACCAAAUCCAAGCGGGAGCGGAGCGUCUCCAUCGACUCCUCCGAAUCCAGAAACGCCAUUCCUUCAGUCCUGGAGACGGAUGCCAAAGGAGAGGGUGUUAUGCGAAGCAAGCGGCGCUGCGUUCUGGCAAAGAAGCAGCCGUAUAGUGGAGAUGAGUGGUGCUCUGGAGCAGACACGGAUGAUGAAGAGAAACCACACACUGCAGCUCAGCGUGACGAGGGUGUGGCCGGCUCCAUCCAGGGCCUCUCCGAUUGUCUCGCCACUGGAAACAUCUCUGAACCGGUUAUGGGAUGCGGAGCGGGACCGGGGCUGAAAGUGGAGCCGCCUCCGCCUUCACAGCAGCUGGUGUACGUCUUCACAACCAGCCUCGCCAACAGUGCCGCAGAGGCUGUGAUGAAAGGACAGACUGAUACCAUCCUUCUAUACCACCAGCAAAAUGUUCCCCACUCCAAGUUGGAGCAGGGCCAGCCGAUGGGGAAGCUCUCUACGUUGUCGGAGAAGAUGAACUCCAGCAGCUCUCCGCCCACAGGAACCCCCAAGUCCCAGAGCGGGACUCCGCGUCCGGCCUCUGCAGGAGUGGGAGGCCUGCUGGCUGCAGGCACGCCGUCGUCAGCCGUGCACUCCGACACCGACUCCCCUCAGACUCGACCCGGCGGAGCGCCGGGCCGGUCGGAGGGGGGGAACUCGGCCUCCGGAGGCCCGGACCCGGGAAACCCGGGGAACCCAGGGAACGGGGACGGUCCGGGAGGCAUGCUCCCGCCCGGUGCCACCCUCUCUCCCUCCGGAAGUCCCUCCAUCCUGUCGGCACACCUGCAGAGCGACGCGGGCCAGAGGGGCGGUCCGGGGAACGGUCCGGGGAACACGGACGGCCUCUCCAAGGAGCAGCUGGAGCACCGGGAGCGCUCGCUGCAGACGCUGAGGGACAUAGAGAGACUGUUCCUGCGCAGCGGGCCGGGAGGCGGCCCGGGAGACCCGGGAGCUCCCAACAGCAACGCGCCCAAUAACUCCAACCUAAAUAACAACGGUGCCGACAGGGGCGGGGUGGAGGACGGGGACGGCGGUACCAACAACACGGGAAACUGCGGUAACAUGUUACCGUCGUCGGCCUUGGCUCCCGGGGGAGGGAUGAAGAAAUACGAGGAGCCGCUACAGUCCAUGAUCUCCCAGACGCAGUCCCUGGGGGGGCCCGGCCUGGACAGCCCUCAGAUGGACCCCCACCACCACCUAUCGCACCCACAUCACCAGAUGCCUUCGCCCGGCGACGACAUGGGCCCCUUGCUGGGGCCGGACGGGCUGAGCCGGGAGCAGAUGGCCUGGAGGAAGCUGCAGGAGGAGUACUACCAGGAGAAGAGACGGCAGCAGGAGAUCCAGCCGCCCACGCACCCCCAACACUUCCGGAUGAUCACGGAGAUGGGCAUGCACGGGGGCCCCGUGCUGAUGAGGAGACCCCCCCCUCCCUACCACAGCAAACCCGGGGAGCAGCAGUGGGCCCCCAACAACAUGAUGGGGGGGGGAAACGCCAGGAUGCUGGACGUCCACCAGGACGGGCCCCGCGGGCCCAGGUUCAUGCAGAGAGGACACGCCGGCGGGGGCGGCGGCGGCGGCUUCCCCGCCAGUCCGGGCGGGGGGUUGCCGCUGGAGGGGCUGGGGCCCCAGAGGCCCCCCCGGCAGGGCGUGAUGUGGCUGGACGACAUGCCCAACAACAUCGGCACCGGAGGGCCCUUCCACGGCUGCUACCCCGGCGGGCCGCCGCAGCAGCACCUGCACGGAGACCCGGAGCUGCUGACGCGCGAGGAGAUGUUCCGGAUCAUGGACAAGCGCCACAUGCAGGGCGUUUCCCGCUACGAGCUGGAGCGGCUGGCCAAGCACCAGCAGCAGAGCGGCCUGGGCCCCAGGAUCAUGGACGGUCUGGGAGGCCCCGACUUCCCCAACAUGGGCAUGGGCCGAGGUCCGCCUCCCGGCCGAGGGGACCCCAUGGACUUUCCCGCCUCGCGGGAGAUGAUGGGUUCCCCCGGCGCCGGCCCUCAGAUGAGAGACCUGGUGGAUUCCCCGUUAGGGUGCAACAUCCCCAUGGGCAUGAACCCUCAGAUGACCCUGCAGCAGCAGCAGCAGCAGCAGCAGCAGCAGCAGAUGAUCCUGGCCCAGAGGCUCCGGGGAAGCCACGGCGGCCCCGGGGCUUUGAGCGACAUGUUUGGCCCCGGGGAGAUUUCACGAAUCGGUGCUUCGCAGAACGGAAGAGGAGGAAACAAAGGGAUGAUCCCGGGGCCGUUCCAGUUUCCUAACCAAGGGCCCUUCUCUGGAGAAGCGGUGGAUGGGCCGUAUCUGCAGCAGCCGGGCCCCGACAUGUUCGGCCCGGAUCAGCCGGGCCCCAAUCAGAUGGGGGGGACUUCGCGACUCAGUCACAUGCCGUCAUCCGGAGGCCUUAGAGGAAUGGACAUGGGUCCUCGGCAUGCCUCGGACUUACCGGUCAACCCGUUGACCUCUCCUUCAGUGCCUCCGUCUCACCAGCUCAAGUCCCCUUCCUUCCACCAGGAGCCGUCGCCGCUCCUGCCUUCGCCCUCCGCCCCGGUGCUGAAGUCCCCGCUCUCGUCGGCGGGGCACCACCACCCUCUGCCCCCCGCGUCCGGCGCGGGGACUCCCUGCUCUUCUUCCAUGAAGUCUCCUCAGAUCAUGGGCUCGUCCGGCCUGGCGCUGCACUCUCCGUCUGUCUCGCCGGGGAGACUCAAGUCUCCGUCGAUGGGCGUCGGCUCCCCGGGGUGGGCGUCGCCCAAAACCGCUCUUCCAAGCCCAGGCGGUCCGGCCGGGAAGGUCGUGGGGAACGGAGGCAGCAGCUCCACUGAAACAGGUCAGUCACUUCCCCCGAGGAGCUCCAGCUCCACCCCCGUCAGUCAACCGGGCUCCAUGAAUCCAAGUAUGCCAUUUACGUCGUCUCCAGACGCACCGACGACCCAGAAUCCUCUGUCCCUAAUCAUGACUCAGAUGUCCAAGUACGCGGUUCCCAGUUCUACUCCUCUCUACCACGACGCAAUCAAAACGAUCGCCACCUCCGACGAUGAGAUGCUGCCAGAUCGACCUCUUCUCUCUGGAGUCAGUAUUGGAGGAACUCUGGGUAACAGCCAGGCAUCGCGGGCGUUUGUCUCCCAGGGCUCCAUGGGCCCCCACAGCGACCCCCAGAGCCCCAUCGGCCUGGUGGUCCCGGGCCAGCAGCACCUGUCCCACGACGGCCCCGGGCCCGUCCUCUCGUCCCCCAACCCGAUGGGCAUGCCGGCCAUGAACUCUGUCAUCUUGGGAGGGGGGGCCCCGGACGGGAUGGGGCCCAACAACACGUCGCCGUUACCUCAGAAUCCCAUGGCGGGCUUCCCGCGCAUGCAGCCGGCGCCGCCGCACGGGCCCCUGCACUCGCCGCUCAGAGGGAUGCCGCAGGGCUUCCCUCAGCCCGGCGACGACGUCCCCCCCGCACAGCACCUGCACCUGCUCAGCAAGGGCCACCCCCACCCCCACCCCCACCCGCACCAGCGGCACCCGCACCCCUCGGACUCGUUCGCCUCCCUCCCCAUGAACGACGGGCCGGACCUGAGCGAGGUCAUCCGACCGUCGCACACGGGGAUCCCCGAGUUCGACCUCUCCCGCAUCAUUCCCGCCGACAAGCCCAGCAGCACGCUGCAGUACUUCCCCAAAACUGAACCUCAGCAGAACCCCCACCAGGGGCCCCCCCCUCACCCUCACCCUCACCCUCACCCGCACCCUCACCCGCACCCGCACACGCCGCAGCAGCUCCUGAAGCAGCUGGCCCCCCCCGGGCCCCAGCACGGCGCCGGCCCGUCGUCCAACCCCCACCUGGCCAGCCUGCAGAGCAUGGCGGAGCAGCAGCUGCCCCCCCACCCCUCGCACGGGGGGAUGCGUCAGAGCAUGGGCAUCCCCCCGGGGGGGGCCCGGGGCAUGAUGCCCGGGGAGGGCAUGGGCCCCAUGUGCCCCCCCGGACACAUGAUGGGCAGGACAGGCCUGAUGCCGCACCAACAGCUGCAGCAGCAGCAGGCCAUGAUGGCCGGCAGCCUGCUGCACCCCCCCAACCCCUACCCCGGCAUGAUGCCCCCCCAGCAGCACCAGAACAUCAUGAUGAUGCAGGCCAAGCAGCGCGGCAUGGCCCUUCCAGGGGAGCCGUUCGGGCACCAGGGGCCCAUGAUGGGCCCCCCCCACCCCCAGCCCGGCAUGAUGGGCCCCCAGGCGCUCCGGCAGCGGGGCAUGUCCCUGGAGGGGCCCAUCGGCUACGGCUCCGGGGGCAUGGCCAACAUGCCCUUCUGAUCCAGCCCAGAAACACCGUCAAAAACACGCCUUCCCUUCUCAUUGUGUCCAAAUCUUUUAUCCCCCCCCCCCCCCCCCUCGCUGUCCUUGUAGUCGUUCAGAAAAGACGUUUAAAAAAAGAAAAAAAAAGAAUCAGUGAUGAACUUCAAAUUUUUGAAUUUAAACUGAUUAAAAAAAAAUAAAUAAUGAUGAUAAUAAAUAUUUAAAAGCACUGUAACACUGUUCAAUAAAAAAUUUGAAACUUUUUUUUUUUUUUUUUUUUUUUAGAAAUACUGUAAAAUGUGUAAAUUUAAAAGAAUCUGUGUAUUUGUUGUGGGAACAGAUUGGUGGUCAGGAGAGGAGUGCCUAAAAUUUCUAUUUGUUUUAAUAUCAUUGAUUUGUUUCUCCAACUACCAAACUGUUGUGCAAAGAAAUAUGAAUAUAUAUACGAAAAUAUGUACUUGCUGUAAAUAAGAUGCAAUUUGUGAUUGUUUGCAGUUGUUCUGUAUAACUGUGUUUUAAUAGAAGUCAAAAAAUAGAAACUAUCU
Molecule: messenger RNA, 5648 nt
Organism: Cololabis saira (Pacific saury)
Lineage: Eukaryota; Metazoa; Chordata; Actinopteri; Beloniformes; Belonidae
Gene: bcl9l
Product: bcl9 like
Biological process (GO): positive regulation of transcription by RNA polymerase II; canonical Wnt signaling pathway; negative regulation of transforming growth factor beta receptor signaling pathway
Cellular component (GO): beta-catenin-TCF complex
Molecular function (GO): transcription coactivator activity; beta-catenin binding
Source: RefSeq, a predicted model, not a curated record